Molecule: messenger RNA, 4643 nt
Organism: Drosophila willistoni
Lineage: Eukaryota; Metazoa; Arthropoda; Insecta; Diptera; Drosophilidae
Gene: Liprin-gamma
Product: kazrin
Exons: 15
Coding region: 352-3972 (1206 amino acids)
Molecular function (GO): protein binding
Source: RefSeq, a predicted model, not a curated record
UUCGCGAGUGCGGUUGCGGUACUCAUAACGGUAGUUUGUAGUGCUGAAAUAUAACGGGGUAACACGACGACGGGUUGAAAUAACUGAAAACUAAAAUAAAAACUCAGAAACUCUACGAGCAAAGCUAUUAAACGGAUUUAAAAAUUGUUUAGCGAGCAACAAAACCUAACUGACUUUUACAACAAGUGAGUCAAGAGGAAGCGGAAACGUGUUAUUACUGAAUAAAUUGUUGCAAUUUAAUUGGACUAUGCAAACAAAGCCAAAGGAUAACUGACUGAAAAAAGGGCGAUCUGGCUAUUGGGUCUAAUGCCGUCGACCUAAAUCAAUAUCGAUAAUCAAUAUUAACUUAUUAUGCAAAUAAACGGUGUAGCUGCCGGACCAACUAUGGCCGCAUCAGAGCCACCAGAGCCGCCGCCACGCAAUCCGGAUCGCAUAAAUGCCUCACUGCACAAGCUUGGCGAAUCCAAAAUUGUCAAAUCCCUGGACUCGAGUGUGAUCAAAGAGAAGUCCUCCUCAGCGAAUAAUAAUAAGCCCAUUAGGCCAUUACUGUCCCUGGACAAUUCAGUUGCAUCCACAUCAGCAGCAGCAGCAGCAGCGGCAGCGUCGGCAACGACAGGAGCAGCAGCAACUUCUUCUUUAGUUGGCCUCAAGCCAUCUCCUUCACGCUCCGUUUUGGCCAAUAGCAGCAGCAACGAAAGCAACUCCUCACCGGCCAGUUCGAAUGGCAGCAAUCAGACACUGACUCCACCCAUUACCAUUGAUAACCAGCAUCAGUCACAACUCCAGCAGCCGCAGCAACAGCGGCUUGGUCAAGUCGUUGGCUUGCCACAGCCGCAAUUACCAUUACCGAAUGGCACCAACAGCAGCAGCAACAACAUCACAACCACCAGCCCAGCCAUGAUACAUGCGAAUAACUCAAAUUUAAUUGCCCCAGUUCACUCCUCCGUCUCCGUUGCCGCCAGCUCCGUCUCCGCCACAGUCUCCCCUAACAGUGCAAACUCAACGGGCAAUCCACAUGCAUUGAAUGCGGUCGAUAAGAGAAAUGCCAAUGAUGUUUGCUCAAUGGAGUCGAAAAGCAAAUUAUCAUCAUCACCAUCAUCCACAUCCGCAUCCGCAUCCCCAUCCACAUCAGUGAUGCCGCAUUCGCCCACAUCCGCUGCCUCAGCAGCUCUCCUAAUGCUUGAAACCCAUGGCCCAAAUGGCAGCAAUAUACUCCUCCAUUAUCCAGAUGGUAAUCGCAAUUCAAAUGAUCAUCUCAAUCAUGCUGACGUUGAGACAAACUCAAAGUUCGUGGCAGAAUCUGCCAUGAAAUUACGUGAGGAAAAUGAUCGUCUUAAUGCCGAAUUGCUGCGCCUCCGACGUCUGCUGGAGCACUCAACAGAUGGAGCAGUAGGUGGCAUAGAUCCAACAGCAUUGGGUCACAAUACCGAUGCAGAAGCUCUGCAUGAUAGCCCCGUCUCACAGGAGCGAGUGGAACGCUUGGAAUGCGAAUUGCGUUCGGUUAAGAAUCAAUUGCUCACCAUGCGGCUGGAGCGUAAAAAGCUGCGCACUGACAAGUCUGAACUAUUGGGCCAGGUGAAGCAAUUGUGUGCCUCACUCCAAGAGAAGGAGCAAGAGUUGAGGGAUUUCAUACGCAAUUUCCAAGAACGUGUACGCGAAACAGAAUCAAACAAUGCCAAAUUGUCGGGAGAUAGGGAUCGAGAACGUUUCCAACUGUUGAAACAGGCACGCGAUGAGGCGGAGAGAUCCCUGGCGCUGGCCCAACAGCUAUCGGCCAGGGACUUGCAGUUGCAACGGCUACAGGAACAGCUGCAGGAGGCACGUCGUCAGCUCUCUGGUUGUCUCUCCGAUCAGGAGAGUUUGCACUCGUUUGCCCCGUUGACGCCUCCAGCCUCGGGAAUGUUGGGCCAACUGACAGGUGGCUCGGGCCUAAGUGGAGGUGCGAGUGGUGGCGUUGGACUUGUGGGUCUUCGCAGUGGAACAACCGACGACAGUGGACGCGGCGGUGGCAAUUCCAAUUCCCUGUCCGCCUUUAGUGGCAGUUUAAGCGGCGGCUCUGGCGCCACGGUCGGUGAUCGCAAUUCCUGCUCGAAUGAUUCGGGUCUAAGGAAUAGCAGCGAUCGAGAGAGCACUGGCGGCGAGUUGAACUUCAGUGAUGGCACCUGCGACAAUGGUCCCUGCAUUACAGUCGAUCCUGACAGCAUUUCCUUGGUCUCCAGUCAGAACAUGUAUCAAUUUGGCACACCCAAAGAACGUAGUCCCACAUUGUCGCCCCUGAACUCAGCUGCUUAUUCGAGAUCUGUGGAACAGUUGGGCUCACCCGUGGAUGGCGACGGACCUGGAGGUCUAGGCGGUGGUGGAGCCAUCACCCGUAAAUUUGCCAAUGCCAAUGUGAAGAGUGCAGGACCACUUGGCGCCCGCAAUGGCCGUGGAGGCACCUGGGGCAGCAUAUCCCGAGUGUUUGCCCGCUCUAGAAACAAAAGCAAAGCCCUUUCAGCUGAUGGAGGAGUCGGUGAAUUAGAUUCUGACUACUCAUGGAAUCCCUUGUCGGAAGAGGGUUAUGCCGAGAAAUUGCGUCUGCUACGUGAAGCCUCUCAGCUGCCAAUGGAACGCUGGAGAGCCACCCAAGUGCUCGCCUGGCUGGAGGUGGCCUUGGGCAUGCCUCAGUAUAGUACACGAUGUUCGGAGAAUGUAAAGAGUGGCAAAGUUCUGCUCGAACUGAAUGAUGUGGAACUAGAAGCCGGCUUGGGUCUAGUGCAUCCUAUGCAUCGCAAGAAACUACGUCUGGCCAUUGAGGAGCAACGGCGACCCGAACUGGUACGCUAUCCCAUGAUCACCCAACUAGGACACACAUGGGUGGCAUCCGAAUGGUUGCCAGACAUCGGUUUGCCCCAGUAUGCGGAACCUUUUCUGCAAUCUCUGGUCGAUGCUCGCAUGCUGGACACUCUAUCGAAAAAGGAAUUGGAAAAGUUUUUGGGAGUGACAAGAAAGUUCCAUCAGGCCAGCAUUGUUCAUGGAAUUCAUGUCUUACGCAUUGUGAAAUACGACCGCCAGACCUUGGCCAUGCGACGUGUGCAAUCAGAGACAGUUGACACUGAUCCCAUUGUGUGGACAAAUCAACGUUUCGUGCGUUGGGUACGCUCCAUCGAUUUGGGUGAAUACGCCGAGAAUUUGAAAGACAGCGGUGUUCAUGGAGGCCUUGUGGUGCUUGAGCCAUCCUUCUCGGGUGACACCAUGGCCACUGCCUUGGGCAUUCCACCAUCUAAGAAUAUAAUUAGACGACAUCUCAAUACGGAAUUUGAUGCCCUUAUUCUACCCGCAAGAGCCACUCUGGGUCAAGGCAUUCGCUCUGGUUGCGGUGUAGUGCCUCUAACUGGACCAGGCGGACUUCAGCACUAUGCCACAACAGAUCGGCGUUCAACCAGCAGCCUUAGGAUUUCGGCAUGGAAAGGAUCUCAGAGCUCUCUUUCAAAAGCCUUUCGGUUCAACACUCAAUCCAAAUCCCAUCGUACCGGGGAUCGCAGUUCCUUUGGGAACUCCACCAGCCCAACGCCCUCGUAUAGCAGCAGUGAGGGCGGCGGCGGCGGUGGUGGGGGCGGUGGAGGAAUAUACGCUACCAUAGGACCACAGCAUAUGCAUUCGUAUCAUCAACAACAGCAGCAGCAACAACAGCAACAGCAUCACUUCUUCCCACCACCCACAACGGCGCCACCCCCGCCUCCAAUUUCGGGUGGUCUGAGUGGUAAUUAUGGUCCGCCUGGUCAUCGGGUGAGUGCCCCGCCCGUGGGCAGUAGCCACAUCCUGGAAACAAGUGCAAUGAUGUUGGGCAGCGAUGGCCACUCCAGUCACUAUGAGCAACAGAAUCGUCGACGUGUGAAAAGUAUCAGCGACAUAGGCGGAGCAACCACACACAGCAUGGGGGCUGGUGGCAGUCUGGGGGGCAUAUCGGGCUCAUCGGAUUCGCCUGAAUGAACUGCAAUAAGUGUAACCAAAGAGAUUUAUCAGCAAUCAUCAUAAUCAUAAACAUACAACAAAUAAACAAAUAUAAAUAUAAAGCCAACUAUCUAGAUCGAUCAGAUCAAUCAAAAAUGGCUGCGAAUUUCCCCGCCCUCCCCACCAUUCACCCAACCGCUCUAAACCCUAAUGCAUUCAAUUAUACAUACCCAAAUACAUAGAAACAAACAUACAAACAUACAUACAUACAUACUAUUAUGAUUAUGAUUAUUAUAUUUUGAACACAUGACCCACCUUAAGAUAUUUACUAAAGAUUAUAUAUAUAUUAUAUAUAUAUAUAUAUCUCAUAUAUAUGAUCAAAUCAGUAUAAAAAAUCAGAGUUGUAUAAGAAGAUCGACCUACAAAUAAUAUAUACAUACAUAUAUAUUCUAAUAAGGUUCAAUGUAUUAAUAAUGAGAUUUAUUUCUCCCCCUCCCUAAUACACACACACAGACACAUACACACCGACACACACCGUCACACCCACACACUGACAGACACAUUUAUUAGCUUAAUUAAAUAUAUGUUUAUAAGUAUAAUAAAUAAUUGUAAAGUUUAGCUUUAAAUUGAUUUGUGGCGACAAUGUUGAAUUAUGGCUAACAUAUAUUCUCACACUCCCACACAUACAUACACACAUACACAGAUACGCA